AUGGAUUGGAACAAGGAUGAAGAGAGUGAAGGGCAUCAAAUAUAUCUGGGGACUCCUUUUCCAGAGAACAAUUAUGAAUAUAAUAAUAAUGGCGAGUUCUUUAAUCAAGGAACCAAUCUUAUUAAACCUAAGAGCAUACAUGUGGGAGAGAAUCCUUCUAAAUAUCCUGAAUGUGGGAAAAUACUAAGCCAGUCACUUCAUAUUGGUGAUCGAAAGAGGAUUCAUGUGGCAAAUAACCCAUAUUCAUGCUAUGAACCUGGGAAUAUGCUAAGUCAUUCAUCAAGACUACGUAUAAACAAGACAAUCCAUACUAGACAGAAAGGUUACAUUUGUAAGGAGUGUGGCAAAGGCUUCAACGGGCACUCAGCACCAAUUCAACAUCAACAAGUGCACACUGGAGACAACGCUUACAGAUGUAAAGAAUGUGAGAAAGCAUACACACAUAAAAAUUGUGGGAUGACCUUUACCCAGCACUCACCUCUUACUGAACAUCACCAAAUCCAUACCGGAGAGAAACCUUACCAGUGUCAAGAAUGUGGUAAGGCUUUUACCUGCUCCUCAAACCUUACUCGACAUCACAGAAUCCAUACUGGAGAGAAACCUUACCAAUGUCAAGAAUGUGGCAAGGCCUUUAUCUACCCCUCACACCUUACUCAACAUCACAGAAUCCAUACUGGAGAGAAACCUUACCAAUGUCAAGAAUGUGGCAAGGCCUUUACCCACCCUUCAUACCUUCCCAAACAUCACAGAAUCCAUACUGGAGAGAAACCUUACCAAUGUCAAGAAUGUGGCAAGACCUUUACGCAGUACUCAUCCCUUACUCAACAUCACAGACUCCAUACUGGAGAGAAGCCUUACCAAUGUCAAGAAUGUGGCAAGGCCUUUAUCUACCCCUCACACCUUAUUCAACAUCACCGAAUCCAUACUGGAGAGAAACCUUACCAAUGUCAAGAGUGUGGAAAGGCCUUUACCAAAUCCUCACACCUUACUCAACAUCACCGAAUCCAUACUAGAGAGAAACCUUACCGAUGUCAAGAGUGUGGCAAGGCCUUUACCAUCUCCUCACACCUUACUCAACAUUACCGAAUCCAUACUGGAGAGAAACCUUACCAAUGUCAAGAGUGUGGCAAGGCCUUUACCAACUCCUCACACCUUACUCAACAUCACAGAAUCCAUACUGGAGAGAAACCUUACCAAUGUCAAAAAUGUGGCAAGGCCUUUACCAACUCCUCACACCUUACUCGACAUCACAGAAUCCAUACUGGACAGAAACCUUACUGAUGUCAAGAAUGUGGCAAGGCCUUUACCCAUUCCUCACACCUUACUAAACAUCACCAAAUACAUACUGGAGAGAAAUUUACCAAUAAACCUCACUAAUGUCAAGAAUGUGGCAAGGCCUUUAUCCAACAUUCACACCUACAUAUAAACAAGACAAUCCAUACCGGACAGAAGGGUUACAUUUGUACGGAGUGUGGCAAUGCCUUCAACAGGCAUUUAGCCCUAAUUCAACAUCAGAAAGUGCACACUGGAGAGAACGCUUACAAAUGUGUAGAAGGUAGAAAAGCCUUUAAUUAUGGCUCAACAGUAAAUGGACAUAGACUAACUCCUACUGGAGAGAAACCUUACACACAUAAAAAAUGUGGGAAGGCCUUUACCCAACAAACUGCCACUGAUCAAGGCCUGCGCAUCACCGGAAUGCGUGUCAUCUUACAGCAUCCAGUCCUCAGUAACACGUAG
Suricata suricatta (meerkat) is the source of this 1737-nucleotide messenger RNA. RefSeq names its product zinc finger protein 883-like. Lineage: Eukaryota; Metazoa; Chordata; Mammalia; Carnivora; Herpestidae. Gene Ontology annotation, biological process: regulation of immune system process; negative regulation of transcription by RNA polymerase II; regulation of cytokine production. The record is from RefSeq and is a predicted model, not a curated record. The transcript is spliced from 5 exons.